This is a messenger RNA of Hydractinia symbiolongicarpus, 2028 nucleotides long. Its product is annotated as aquaporin-4-like. Gene Ontology annotation, cellular component: plasma membrane. The coding region runs from base 983 to 1744 and encodes 253 amino acids. The transcript is spliced from 4 exons. The record is from RefSeq and is a predicted model, not a curated record. Gene Ontology annotation, molecular function: water channel activity. Gene Ontology annotation, biological process: transmembrane transport. Lineage: Eukaryota; Metazoa; Cnidaria; Hydrozoa; Anthoathecata; Hydractiniidae.
AAAAUAAGAAGAAAAGAAAGACAAAGUCUAUUUUGUAGUCAGUACUCUAGCGAGCACAGUGUCAGUAAAAUAAGUUCGUUUCCUGUUAAAUUAUUUUGGAUUCGUAGUUAAUCGCAUAUUUCUGGGAAGUUCAUUACCUACCACUGGCAUGUUCAUAGAAUGUGUGCGGAUCAACUGAUUUGAUUUUGCAUCCAUUAUUGAUAACUACUCAUUGUGCAUGGGCGUUUAAUCGAGGUGGACGCUUAAAAAAACUAGGCGCUUAUAAAUUUUUCUCAAUUUUGUACAAAAUAAAGACAACGGUAAUCUUCUUUUUUUUUUCUUUUUACUGAAAAGUAAAACUGAAUAAAAGAUGUAACAAAAUGAAGUUUUUUAGUCCUUCUUGUUUUUUUAGAUUUGCUUUCUCAAGAUAGUUAACGCCCUUUUAUCAGGUGAGCGCUUAUUCGAGGGAGGAGAGCCUAACAAGUGUUGGGCGCUUAUUGAACUUUGAGGAAAUUACCUGGGCAGUUAUUCGAGGCGGGCGCUUAAAAAAUGUUGGGCGCUUAAUCGGAUCAUUAAGGUAACUGUUGUCAUAAAAAAUUUGAAAACACAAAUAGACGUGAAUUGCUUUAUAUCUUUAAUCACAAAAAUGAAAAUGCGUCCUAAAAAUUUAUCAUCUUCAAUUCGCAAAAUUUAAUUCACACAAGAAAAAAAAUUCAUUUUUUUACUUUUUGUCUUUUUAUCGAUCCCUCCGAUCAAUGACGUAAGAAAUUAAUCAUAAACGUUCUCACCUUCGUUUCCAGGGAUUUGUGCUUUUUUAUAUCAGAAAUCCUUUGGAACGAGGGUGAAAGGUUCGUUAAUGCAUCACCAUACCAAUGUAAUUUUAUCAAUAGAAUUGUUACAAAAUUCUUUCUUAAUGUUUAAUUACUGUAAUUAUCUCGAAUUGGUGUUUUUGUGAAAUGCCAGUGCCAAUGCUUAUUCAGUGCGAACGCGCACCUAAGUCGUAAUGACUAUCACGUUAGGAUUGGAUGAAAUCAAAUCAAUUUCAUUUUGGAGAGCAGUCGCUGCUGAGUUUGUUGGAUGCAUCUUUUUCUUACUUUGUGUAACAUCAGUUGCUUUAAGUUGGGGAAAUUCACCAGUAUCGGUUUCAUCAAACAAUGUUGAAAUUGGAAUAGGAAUAGGGUUGUCUAUCGCCUCGCUCGCUCAAGCAUUUGGUCAUGUUAGUGGAGGACAUUUAAAUCCUGCUGUGUCACUUGGUAUGAUUGUUGGAGGAAGAAUCUCCAUCAUAAAAGGCUUACUUUACAUCGUGGCUCAAUGUGUUGGAGGAAUUGCAGGAUCUGCUCUAACCUACGCAUGUACACCUUACAAAUGGCAAGAUUCACUUGGUGUUACAAGUUUACAUAAAGAUGUUAAAGUCGGACAAGGAUUUGGCAUGGAACUGCUCUUCACUUUCUUGCUCGUAUUUUUUGUGUUCUCCAUAACUGAUCCGAAAAAGAAAGUAGAAGCAUAUGGAACAACAUUGGGUAUUGGUGUUGUUAUUUGGGUAUGCCAUGUGUGCUUGAUCCCGUUUACUGGAUGCGGCAUAAAUCCGGCGCGUUCUUUUGGACCAGCGGUUGUCAUGAAUAUAUGGGAUGAUCAUUGGAUAUACUGGGCUGGUCCUAUGCUUGGAGGUGUAUUAGCUGCAAUAACGUACAAUUUUCUCUUCUACGCUAAAGAACAACGAUACGAAGUUUCGGAUAUCAACAUGAAAGAAAAAACGAGUGCAUAAAAAGAAUGUUACUACCAUAACAUGCACUUCAAAAUAAUCCUAACACGUGUUUAUUUACCUCCUCUUUUUUGCAUCUUUGAAGGAAGGUGAAUCAAAUGAAUAUUGUAUAUAAUACUUUUCUCACUCAAAAAAAAAAAAUUUAUAUAAUUUUGUUAUUUAAUAACCUUGUUCCCAGCGCAUGUUGUCUCUUUUUUAUACAGAAGAUACAGGAUGCUUUGGCAACAGGUUGGUUAUUUAACUUAAAGUUGAAUUAGCUAGUUGUUACCUAAAUUAGUUGUUUAAAA